AUGUACGGGAAGAAGGCCUGGGGCGGAGAUGUCGACCCUUUUAUCCAUGUAACGCUAAACAAGCUCCCACCGAAAGAGCCGAGUCCGAUGAUGAGCUUGGUUAUCUUUGAAUGGAAGGAUGAGGGCCUGAUCGGUCGAUAUGCUGCAGGAGACAAGAACAAGAUUCGAAAAGAGACCUUAUGCCACCAUGACAAUAUCAAAGCUGGACUAUGCGAUGAGAAAUCAUUAGGGAUGUUCAUCCUCGAGCCAAAUGCGACAACGCGCGCGCGAUCGACCCUUGUUACAAUGGCUGUAAAUUUGACGGACGCACAACCAAUCAAAUAUCCUGUGAAAAAGAGCGGCUUCUAUUGUGUGGUUACGUUUCCCUUUUCCGGGGAUGACUACAGCGGGAUUGUGACGUUCAGAAAUGCGUACGGAGAACUUUCAGCACCGCAGAUCCCGAAGCUGGCCUUUUACGGCGGUUUAACAAUAUUUUACGCCGUAAUUGGAGUCAUCGCCACGACAUCCCUAAUCGUCCCCCCAGUUCCGGUCCAAAACUAUAUAACUGCCAUACUCGUGUUCCUUGUAGUUGAACAGCUCAUGACCUGGGGCUUUUAUGAUUAUCAGAAUAGACAUGGCAUGAAUGCCGUAACGCGAGUGCUCAUGUUUAUUGUGGCUGUAUUGAAUGCUGGUCGCAACUCUUUCUCCUUUUUCCUGCUCCUCAUCGUUUGCAUGGGUUACGGUGUCGUCAAGCCGUCUCUUGGCCGUACGAUGAUUUACGUCCGUUUCCUUGCCAUUGGCCACUUUGUUUUUGGCGUUAUCUACGCCGUCGCCAGUCUCUCAAUAGCCCCGGAGAGCGCUGGUCCAUUGGUGCUACUAGUCGUCCUUCCCCUUGCUGCCACCCUCACCGCAUUUUACGUUUGGACCCUGAAUUCGUUAAGCGCUACGAUGAAAGAUUUGCUUGAUCGGAAACAACGAGUCAAGGCUUUGAUGUAUAAGAAACUAUGGUGGUGCAUUCUGGGAAGCAUCAUAGUGAUAUUUGGCUUUUUCUUCAUCAACUCAUUCCUUUUCGCAAGCAAAAGGGUGGUCGAUUAUAUUCCUGAACACUGGAAAACAAGAUGGUUUGUUUUGGAUGGCUGGCUCAAUAUCGUCUACCUGUUUGAUAUUGCGUUCAUCGCAUAUCUUUGGAGACCAACGAUGAACAACCGACGUUUUGCUAUGAGUGACGAGAUUGCCCAAGAUGACGACGGCUUUGAGAUUCGCUCGCUUGCUAGCUCGCUAGACGAUGAGGAGGCUUUGGGCGGCAACUCAAAUGAUAGGAAUGCGGGCGGCGCACCAGCGGAACAUCCAUCAAUUGCAGCUCUCUCCACUCAACAUCCACCGCCUCGUGAUUCAAUCGAUGCUGAUCACUUUGCAGUCGGAGAGGAUGUAGACCGGUGGUCAGACGAUGAGUCACCAAGAAAUUCGACGGAGAGGAAAGGUUUGAUGCAUAAGGACGAUUAA
This is a messenger RNA of Uncinocarpus reesii 1704, 1482 nucleotides long. RefSeq lists its product as uncharacterized. NCBI's taxonomy places the organism in Eukaryota, Fungi, Ascomycota, Eurotiomycetes, Onygenales, Onygenaceae. The coding region runs from base 1 to 1482 and encodes 493 amino acids. Gene Ontology annotation, biological process: retrograde transport, endosome to Golgi. The record is from RefSeq and is a predicted model, not a curated record. Gene Ontology annotation, cellular component: Golgi apparatus; membrane. The transcript is spliced from 6 exons.